Messenger RNA from Triticum aestivum (bread wheat), 1791 nucleotides. RefSeq names its product wall-associated receptor kinase 2-like. The record is from RefSeq and is a predicted model, not a curated record. NCBI's taxonomy places the organism in Eukaryota, Viridiplantae, Streptophyta, Magnoliopsida, Poales, Poaceae. Gene Ontology annotation, biological process: protein phosphorylation; cell surface receptor signaling pathway. Gene Ontology annotation, cellular component: plasma membrane. Bases 1 to 1791 code for a protein of 596 amino acids. The transcript has 5 exons. Gene Ontology annotation, molecular function: calcium ion binding; protein serine/threonine kinase activity; ATP binding.
AUGUCCGUGUGCCGGCCAUCCUGGUACGCCCUGCCGGGCCUGUGCACCGGCGUCGGGUGCUGCCAGAGCGCGAUACCGCCCGGGAUCAGCUUCUUCGAGCCGCACCAGCGCAAAUUCCCGCCGCACCAGGACGACAAUCCCACCUUCAUCAGCAACGCCAUGUCGUGCCACUACGUGUUCCUCGUCGACACUGAGUGGUUCACGUACAGCGACCUUGUCUUCCUCAACCACACCGACGACUUCGACAUGCCCGUCGUGCUCGACUGGGCCGUGCGGAACGUCGGCAACUGCAGCGCCGCCAGGCGCAACGCCACCGACUUCGCCUGCCGGAGCGCGCACAGCGAGUGCUUUGACGCCGACAACGGCCCCGGGUACCGGUGCAACUGCUCCAGGGGCUACGACGGCAACCCCUACCUCGACGGUGGAUGCACAGACAUCGACGACUGCCAACUGAAAGACGAAUACUCGUGCUAUGGGGUCUGCACGAACUCGCAGGGAAGUUACACUUGCCAAUGCCCUCCCGGGACAAGUGGAGAUGCCACCAGGAAGGAUGGCUGCCGGCAGAAGGACAAGUUCACAUUAGCUCUGAAGUGGGCGGCCAUCAAGAAGUCCAAGAUGAUGGAGGCCACCGAGACCAAGGAGUUUGCGAGGGAGAUGCUCAUCCUCUCCCAGAUCAACCACCGGAACAUCGUCAAACUGCACGGCUGCUGCCUCGAGGUGGAGGUGCCGAUGCUUGUCUAUGAGUACGUCUCCAACGGAACUCUGUACCACUACAUCCAUGGCGGCGAGGGCCUCGACAUCAACAAGGCACUCGACACCCGCCUUCGGAUAGCAGCAGAGUCUGCCGAGGCCCUGUCAUAUAUGCACUCGUCGGCCUCGCCCCCAAUCGUCCACGACGAUGUCAAGACGGCCAACAUCCUGCUCGACGGCAGCCUCGCCGCCAAAGUCUCUGACGUCGGGGCGUCGAAGCUACAACCAAGUGAUGAGGCUGAGAUUGCAACACUGGUGCAAGGGACCUGCGGGUAUCUGGACCCGGAGUACCUCAUGGCAUGCCAGCUCACAGACAAGAGUGACAUCUAUAGCUUUGGUGUUGUUCUGCUUGAACUCUUGACAGGGAAGAAGGUGUUGUGCUUUGAUGGGCCAGAGGAGGACAGGAGCCUCGUCUCCCGAUUCACGAUGGCCGUGAAAGCCGACCAGCACGACGAGCUCCUUGAUGACCAGGUGAGAACAAAGAUGGGCCCAGAGGCGUUGGAAGAAGUAACGCACCUUGUGAUGCAUUGUGUGAGCAUGAUCAGGGAGGAGCGUCCAUCAAUGAAGGAGGUUGCUGAGAAACUGGAGGCUCUAAGGAGCGAGAUCGAAGCCGAGCUCGUCUACAGGGUGCCAGUAGUGGGCCGGUUUAUUGACCUUGUGCACGGUCCCACGUCGGCUCCUCGACGACGUUGUGUUUCAUGUGGCUAUGCUGGGAUACCCUUCGUUCUGAACUGCUUCGAGCCGUACCAACGGAACUUCCCGCCAGGGCAGAAUGGCGGUUCUGAUCUCGCCUUCAUCAUCAACACCACGUCGUGCCACUACGUGUUCCUCGUCGAGCUUGAUUGGUUCAGCUACAGCGACCAUGUGUUCCUCAACCGCACGGACGACUUCAAUGUGUCGGUCGUGCUCAGCUGGGCCAUGUGGAGCGUCGGAAACUGCAGCACCGCCAGCCGCAAUGCCACAGACUUCGCCUACCGGAGUGCACGCAGCGAGUGCUUCAACGUCACCAAUGGCCCCAAGUACCGGUGCAGCUGCUCCUAG